This is a messenger RNA of Harmonia axyridis, 1515 nucleotides long. It is a transcript of the gene Cdk5, whose product is annotated as cyclin-dependent-like kinase 5. Gene Ontology annotation, cellular component: cytoplasm; nucleus. The coding region runs from base 212 to 1117 and encodes 301 amino acids. Gene Ontology annotation, biological process: axonogenesis; synaptic vesicle transport; protein phosphorylation. Lineage: Eukaryota; Metazoa; Arthropoda; Insecta; Coleoptera; Coccinellidae. The transcript has 3 exons. The record is from RefSeq and is a predicted model, not a curated record. Gene Ontology annotation, molecular function: cyclin-dependent protein serine/threonine kinase activity; ATP binding.
AUUAACGUAAUAUAUUCUAUGUUCUAUGUCUAUGGGCUUGGGUGUAAAACUAAAGUAAAUAAACACAUUUGAGAUAAACUAAAAACAAAGACUAGACUAGUAAUCUGUGCUGAAAACUUGGCAGAAUUAUUCCCUCAAGUACUCAAGUGAUAUUUUAUUCUAGUUUUUCCUAUUUGGCAACUAAUUCUACAUAUGAAAUUGGAUUAUAAUCAUGCAAAAGUAUGAGAAGCUAGAAAAAAUUGGCGAAGGUACCUAUGGGACUGUUUUCAAAGCAAAAAAUAGGGAAACUCAUGAAAUAGUAGCUCUUAAAAGAGUUCGUCUAGAUGACGACGAUGAGGGAGUUCCAUCAUCAGCUCUGAGAGAAAUAUGCCUACUCAAAGAACUGAAACAUAAAAAUAUAGUUCGUCUUUAUGAUGUUCUACAUAGUGAUAAGAAACUUACCUUGGUAUUCGAACAUUGUGACCAAGAUCUUAAAAAAUAUUUUGAUAGUUUGAAUGGAGAUAUAGAUCCAGAUAUUGUAAAAUCGUUUAUGUUCCAAUUACUGCGAGGUUUAGCAUUUUGCCAUAGUCAUAAUAUAUUACAUAGAGAUCUUAAACCCCAAAAUUUAUUGAUCAAUAAAAAUGGGGAAUUGAAAUUAGCAGAUUUUGGCUUAGCAAGAGCUUUUGGCAUACCUGUUAAGUGUUAUUCGGCAGAGGUAGUAACUCUAUGGUAUCGUCCACCAGAUGUUUUAUUUGGAGCAAAAUUGUAUACAACAUCAAUUGACAUGUGGUCGGCGGGUUGUAUUUUUGCAGAACUUGCUAAUGCAGGUAGGCCAUUAUUCCCAGGUUCUGAUGUCGAUGAUCAAGUGAGAAGGAUAUUUAAAUUAUUAGGAACUCCUACAGAAGAAACCUGGAGCGGCAUGAACCAAUUACCAGAUUACAAACCUUUUCCAUUAUAUCAACCUAACAUGAGCAUGUCUCAGGUUGUUCCUAAGUUGGGCAGCAGAGGUAGAGAUUUACUUCAACAUCUACUGGUAUGUAACCCUUCAGGAAGGAUGUCAGCUGAAGAUGCAAUGACACACAACUAUUUCACAGAUCUCAACCCAAGUAUUAAAAAUGAUAGGUGCGAUCGAACUUGAACAUACAGACUUCAUUUAAAAUCAUGAAGUUAUCACGUUUUGUAAGCAGUCUUCAUAUAUUUCCAAGAUAAAAUUAUAUUCAAAUACUUUUACAUGAUUAAUUCUUCGAUAAUUCAUUGCAUCAUUGAAAUAAUUCUAUGAUUGGAUUCUUUUAUUUUUAUUGAAUACUAUUUCACCUAUGAAAAAUGUUGGGAAACACCUGCGUUUGUAAUUUUACUCUAGUCAAUUUUUUAUGAUUGUAUAUUUUCAUCUGUAAUGCUUUCAAGUUCUUUGCCAAAUUCUAUAUAUAUAUACUCAUUACACACACAAUAUCUCAACACAGCAAACCAAAAAACUGAUUUUUUUUAGGUUUUCUCAGCUAUGUUAACCCACCAUUCAAUUAUAUUCCUUGUUUUCAA